AUAAUACUUUAUGAUUAUAGUUGUCACCCGACGUUCUGAGGGGAAACAAGUGAAAAUUGCUGUUUGCCAAGUGAUUUGUAGAUCAGAUUUGGAAACAGAAUGUCUGGGGGAGUGCUAGCUGGAAAAGUGGCCCUGGUAACAGGUGCCGGCUCGGGAAUCGGUCGAGCCACCUGCCGCAUUUUGGCCAGAGAUGGAGCCAAAGUGAUAGCCGCGGAUCGCAAUCUCCAGGCUGCCCAGGAAACCGCCCAGGAACUGGGCCCGGAUCGUUCCGUCGCCCUCGAGGUGGACGUCUCCUCCGCCCAGAGUGUCCAGUCCUCGGUGGCCGAGGCCCUCAAGAAGUUCCAGCAGGCCCCCACCAUUGUGGUCAACUCGGCCGGGAUCACCCGCGAUGGCUAUCUCCUGAAGAUGCCCGAGAAGGACUACGACGACGUGUACGGGGUCAAUCUGAAGGGCACCUUCCUGGUGACCCAGGCCUUCGCCAAGGCCAUGAUCGAGCAGAAGCUGCCGAACGGCAGCAUUGUGAACCUCUCGAGCAUCGUGGCCAAGAUGAACAACGUGGGCCAGGCCAACUAUGCGGCCACCAAGGCGGGCGUCAUCUCCUUCACGGAGGUGGCCUCCAAGGAGUUCGGCAAGUUCGGCAUCCGGGUGAACUGCAUCCUGCCGGGCUACAUAGACACGCCCAUGGUGGCGGUGGUGCCGGACUUCGUCAAACAGGAGGUGGUGCAGCGCUGUCCACUGGGCCGACUGGGCCAGCCGGAGGAGAUAGCCGAGGUCAUCGCCUUCCUGGCCUCCCCGCAGUCGUCCUACAUCAAUGGAGCCGCCAUCGAGGUCACCGGGGGUCUCAAGUGAUCGGGAAACUAGAAAUGCAUACACGCGAUUCCUCUUCUAUAGCUCGAAGUUCCCUUAUAUAAAUACAGGUGAAAUCACUUCAAAAUACAGCUGGAGCUCCGAGCUAUGAAAGAUGGAUUGUAUGUACUGCGGGGGUGGGGCCCAUAACACUGCAUUUACUUUUAAAUAUACGUAGCAAUUUUAA
Drosophila biarmipes is the source of this 1033-nucleotide messenger RNA. RefSeq names its product estradiol 17-beta-dehydrogenase 8. Gene Ontology annotation, molecular function: oxidoreductase activity, acting on the CH-OH group of donors, NAD or NADP as acceptor. The record is from RefSeq and is a predicted model, not a curated record. NCBI's taxonomy places the organism in Eukaryota, Metazoa, Arthropoda, Insecta, Diptera, Drosophilidae. The transcript has 2 exons. The coding region runs from base 100 to 849 and encodes 249 amino acids.